GUUUGUCCCUUCAUUUUGGCGUUUUCUCGCGUGUUCGGUCCGAUCAAUCAUCGCGGAAGGAUUGGCCACCGGCCAUCUAUACUGCCGUCGACUGCUUCUCUGCAUGCCAUCCAACGGACGGUCCAGUGUCGCGCGCUACAUGGCUCUUCUCAGUGGAAUACGCUAGCAAAAGUCCCUCUUGUCAGAGGAUGCGCGACUUCUGCUCCGAUUUUUCCCAGGGUGAUGGGCUGAACGUCUCGAGGCCCUGGAAUGUGCCAAAACUUCUCGCCGUUUUCUGCACUGUAGUUGCGCGAGACUGCUUCGCGAAUCAGAAUACUUUGCAGACACACCUCAUCAGAAUUGGCCGCCGCAGCAACUGGCACAACGAACGCAACCGAACCUCUGUCAGAGAAGCCAUGCUUGACCCACCGAUGUGCUGCUAUGCGCAGUUCUGCUGGCACGGUUGCUCUCGGAGAGCGAGGGAACGGAGGCAUCUGCGGCUGAUCCUGGUCUGCCCUGGUCGAGUGGUGCGCUCUGGCCUACUCUCAGACUGGUAUAAAAUCACGCAGGGCUCCCAUCGACGCCCCAAUUCCACUUCUCUUCCCACCUGAUUUUCCCUUCUCCCCUUCUUCAAAUUCGUCUGGACGAUGUCUUUUAGCUGUUCCUCUUCCAUCACUCAUCUCGGCGGGCCCGAAAAUGACCAUGAAGCCGAUGAUGCUACUCUCCAUUCGAGUUCCAACCUUCCCGGAUCCCUGGCCAAGUUUAAGCCCCAGCCCCCGCCUCUGUUCUCUCAGGAAACUGGACUGAGCGACUUGAAAACUGCCCCGCCCGACGAAUGGCUCUCGGAUCCUCGUAAUCCGCGCAACUGGUCGAAUGGCAGGAAAUGGAGCGUCGUAUCUAUUGUUUCUUUCUACAUGUUCGUGUCCCCACUUUCGAGCUCUAUUAUGUCCCCGGGACUUUCCGAAAUCGCCGCUAAAUUCAACAUCGACAACGAGACCAUCCUCGCGAUGACGCUUUCGAUUUUUUUGCUUUCUUUCGGGAUUGGACCUUUGUUUUUGGCUCCGUUGUCGGAAAUGUACGGAAGGCGAGUUUUUUUUUUUCCUUUCGAUCGACUGGCCAAGACUGAUCAACCAUGUUGCCGCAAUUUUCAGGAGAUGGCCACCCUUCUCGUAUUUCGUUUCCUCGCUGGAUUCUCAGGAAGCGCACCAGUCGCUUGCGGAGGAGCUGUUGUCAGCGAUCUUUUCAGCGAGCGAGAACGGGCCUCGGCCAUGGCCUUAUUCAACGUUGGACCCUUGCUUGGACCAGUCGUAGGACCGAUCGCUGGAGGGUUCAUUGCACAAUUGGUCGGAGUCCAAUAUGUGUAUUUCGUCCUGGCAGGUGUCACCGCACUAGCAGGUCUCAUCGGAGUGCCUUUCUUGAAGGAAACCUACGGUCCACUUGUUAAACUCCGGGUGACCACACACCCCACGGACCCAGAAAAGACCCCUCAGCUCGCGGACGGCGUUCAUAGUCUGCCGAAGAAAAUUAACUUCCUCUGGACAAACUUCAGCCGGCCUCUGCAUCUAUUAACGCACAGCUUCAUUUGCUUUACUCUGAGCUUGUAUAUGGCCUUCAUGUAUGGGAUAUACUACCUCUUCUUUGCAACUUUGAAUGCGUUCUUUCGCAAAACAUACGGGUUUUCUAUCGAGACAUGUGGCUUGAUGUACGGUGGUCUGGGUGCAGGUUUCAUGUUGGCUGCAUUCUGCAAUGCCCGAUACUCCAAUGUCUUCUACAAAUAUCUAGCUGAUAAGAACGGUGGAGUUGGUGAACCGGAAAUGCGAAUCCCGCCCAUGUUCAUCGGCUCGGUCUUUGUCCCUCUUGGCUUAUUGUGGUAUGGCUGGUCGGCCCAAGCAAAGUUGCAUUGGAUUAUGCCGGUGAUAGGCUCCGGUAUCUUCGGAUACGGGAUGAUGACUACCUUCUUGCCCAUCCAACUCUACCUCGUCGACUCUUUCAAGUACGCCGCCAGCGCGCUUUCUGCUGCAUUUCUGUUCCGGUCUAUGCUCGGCUUUUCUUUUCCUCUGUUUGGUCAUGCCAUGUUCACUAAAAUGGGGUUCGGAUGGGGCAACACACUUUUGGGAGGAAUUGCGAUCCUCUUGGGAUUCCCUUUCCCUGCCUACAUCUACUACCGCGGAGCAGCCCUCCGUGCCACAAGCGGCCUCAACCACUGAAUCAACUCCCUUCGGGAAAUAUGCCACUCUAUGAUAACACCAUGCACAUAUGAGAACAAUCAUGUAUAACUAAAUAGCUUGUAUUUAGCUUUCUACACGAUGCUUCUCAAUAAUUCUCACGUGAUCGUGCACUCCAC
Mycena citricolor is the source of this 2323-nucleotide messenger RNA. The record is from the annotation of a GenBank genome assembly. Lineage: Eukaryota; Fungi; Basidiomycota; Agaricomycetes; Agaricales; Mycenaceae.